AUGGGUAUCUAUUAUAACAUAUCCAAAUUUCAGCUCAAUUGGAUAAAUCUGGAGCCCUCAGCAUGUCAAAGACUGAACCAAGUUCACAGAAAUGUCAUGUUGGCUGCCAGCACAUUUAAUAUGUCUACAUCCCUAGAGCCACGUGCUAAGUAUGGGCAGCCACACAUGGGAGUCAAAUCAGCUCAGGAACUCAGAAGGAUGAACAAAAGUCAAGAUUUCCAUAAAGAAACCAUACCAAAGCAUGUACUUGGCAGCUGGAGCAGUUGGCAAGUAUGGGCAGCUGGAGCAGUUGGCAUGUAUGGGCAGCUGGAGCAGUUGGGAGCAGCUAAGUGA
Prunus armeniaca (apricot) is the source of this 333-nucleotide messenger RNA. NCBI's taxonomy places the organism in Eukaryota, Viridiplantae, Streptophyta, Magnoliopsida, Rosales, Rosaceae. The record is from the annotation of a GenBank genome assembly.